GAUGAAUUGGAAAAGUAGGCCUUGGGGAGAGAAGUACGAAGCUGACUUGAGAACGCGUUAUAGCCGCCCAGGAAUCAAUCCAAAACCAAAGACUUCCAAGUUCACGCCGUCUUCUACCCGUGCUACCUGUACUUUUCUUCUAUACAUAACCUCUACUUCUUCAUCACCAUUACCCUUCAGCUUCAUCAUCGAUCACCAGACUCACCACCAUCAUACACCAUAUCUUUCAAAGCUCAUACCUCCCAUGUACACCAUAACUCUACACAUCUCCUUCUUUCUCUAUCUCCUCUUCUCCAUCACCACUGCCGCCGCUGCCAUCAGCGACACCGCCAACGCGCCACCUUACAGUCCAAGCGACUACUUUCUCCUCAACUGUGGUUUAUCUUCUAGUUCUAACGAUGCCGACGGCCGAACCUGGGAGGGAGAUGCCCGCUCCAAAUUCUCGCCGUCAAACAUUUCAAUAACUUCUUUGGAAUAUAAAGCAUCCGAGCAAAAAACUUCUGUCAAUCAAGUCCCCUACAUGACUGCUCGGAUCUUUCGCUCUGAAUUCACCUACACCUUCCCCAUCACCGUCGGACCAAAAUUCAUUCGUCUCUAUUUCUACCCAGUUAAUUACUCUGACCUCGACAUAGCCAACUCUUUCUUCUCUGUCACCUCCGGCGGCUA
Ilex paraguariensis (yerba mate) is the source of this 666-nucleotide messenger RNA. NCBI's taxonomy places the organism in Eukaryota, Viridiplantae, Streptophyta, Magnoliopsida, Aquifoliales, Aquifoliaceae. The record is from the annotation of a GenBank genome assembly.